AUGCCGUUUGUAGCGGGAGCUUCCUCACCAGUACGCCAAGCACAGACUCCCUUAUCUACAAGUAAAAAUUAUAGGAUUCAUAAUCGGGAUGUAAUAUUCAAAAUGAAAUGGACCUGUGAACUGUGCGGCAAGAAACUUUCAUCGAAACGUUCCUACGAUGAACAUUUUAAUGUGCAUACCAAUUUGCGACCAUUCGCUUGCAAACAUUGCGGAUAUGCUGCCGCAAGCCAGAUGACUUUGAGACGGCAUACUUUGCGGAAUCAUAUUCCACGUCAAGCAUGGGGAUACCAAUGUCCAUACUGUAACGAAAUGUACAUGGAACCCGCAAGCUAUCAACAACACAUUGGAUCGCACCAUUUUGGCCUUUCAGCAACGUUUGGUUGUCCACUGCGUAGAUGUACGUUUACAACUUGCUCGUCAGCUUUCUUUCGUGAUCAUCUAGAAAAACAUACUAAUUUAUCUUCGAACAUCCAAAAAGAGGCCGAUUACAGACUCUUCAGAUUCGCUGUGGACGAUAGAUUUGGCAUUGGUUACGGUCGAAGGUCAAUUGAUAUCCGGCGAUUGGAGGUUUUACAAGGAUUAGAAUCGUUAAGGAAUGAUAAGGAAUACAUGAAAACCCCGCUCAAAAUACAAAGGAUCAGAAAAGGCGACGAAGAAAAAAAAAAUAAAGUGAAGUUGCGUGAUAUGACCAGAUCUCAUCAUUCCGUCUUUGAACCAGGAGAGUUUGAUUUUGUAAGUGAUGAUAUUAACCUUCCUGAAGUUGUCAGCAAUUUUGUCGAUUGUCUUCAAGAAGGCUUGAUUGAACCGGAACUUGAUUAA
Cercopithifilaria johnstoni is the source of this 819-nucleotide messenger RNA. The record is from the annotation of a GenBank genome assembly. Lineage: Eukaryota; Metazoa; Nematoda; Chromadorea; Rhabditida; Onchocercidae.